Messenger RNA from Ylistrum balloti, 7025 nucleotides. Its product is annotated as UDP-glucose:glycoprotein glucosyltransferase 1-like. Bases 24 to 4571 code for a protein of 1515 amino acids. Gene Ontology annotation, molecular function: UDP-glucose:glycoprotein glucosyltransferase activity. NCBI's taxonomy places the organism in Eukaryota, Metazoa, Mollusca, Bivalvia, Pectinida, Pectinidae. The transcript has 40 exons. The record is from RefSeq and is a predicted model, not a curated record. Gene Ontology annotation, cellular component: endoplasmic reticulum.
CAAUAGGACUUGUCGUAUUUAAGAUGUUGCUGUUUACUGGUUUGGUAGUAUUUUGCCUGUUAUCUGUAGUAGAUGGCAAAUCUAAGCCUAUCACUGUUACACUCAAUGCUAAAUGGAACUCAACACCUUUGCUGCUCGAAGCAAGUGAAUUCAUAGCAAAGGAGAGCCCUGAAUCCUUUUGGAGAUAUGUAGGAGAAAUAGCAAAGCUGGACCCUAAAGCAAAUGCCUUGGAAAGUGAUCAAGGAAAUUACCAUAUGAUCCUAAAGUUUGCUGGAAAAGUUAUCUCCCCAUUGCAACUGAAGCUGUUACAACUUUCUCUGUCCCUCAGGAUUUACUCUCCAGCUGUGGAAACAUUUCAACAGCUGGCUGAGGGUGGGUCAGAUGACUGUGUGGCAUUUGUAAACAUUCAUGGACAGACCACUUGUGAUCCAGAAGAAGUGAAGUCAUUGGUAGAAAAAGCAGCAGAUUUGCCAAAGCCAUCAAUUUUCAAGUUUGAUCACAUUUUUCCUGGGUCUGCGGAUAAUAAUGUGGUUGUGGUGCUCUACGCAGAAGUGGGAAAAGAAGGAUUUCCAGAAUUUCAUAAGACACUUCGUGACCUGGCAGAUAAGAAGGAGAUAACAUAUGUACUGCGACAUUUUGUCAGAAAUCCAGCAAAGGAGAAAACACGAUUGUCUGGCUACGGGGUGGAACUUGCCAUCAAAAGCACCGAGUAUAAAGCCAAGGAUGACACAAAAGUAGAAAGUGGGAGUUCUGCUGAUGCAGAGGAAGAUGAGGUGGACGAGGUGCAAGGAUUCAUCUUUUCAAAACUCAGAGAGUUGCACCCUGAUAGCAAAGAUGAUUUGAAAGCAUUUCAAAAUCACCUGGUGGCCUCAUCAACAGAGCUAGCAGCUCUUAAAGUCUGGCAAUUACAAGACUUGAGUCUUCAAGCAGCACAAAAUUUGAUGACCACUCAUUCAUCAGAGGUUUUGUCCGUUCUCACCGACAUCAGUCAGAACUUUCCACAGCGAGCAAGAACCCUGGUGAAGACUGUCCUUACAGAGGAAUUCAAGAAAGAACUGAAGAAGAACCAACAGUAUUUUGAGACAAAUCAUGGUCUGUCUGCGGGGGAGUCAGCCCUGUUUCUGAAUGGUUUGCCUGUGGAUAUUGAAGUAUAUGAUAUCUACAGCCUCCUGGAGCUGAUGAGGUCAGAGACAAACCUAAUGGAGGGACUUUACUCACUCAGCUUCAAGGGUCCAGAGGUUAACCAGAUACUGAGGCUGGACCUAAGUGGUGACUCUGAAGACUUUGCUUUGGACAUCAGACACGUUGCUGUUUCCUACCUGAAUGACCUGGAAAAUGAUCGUAAAUACAAGAAUUGGCCGAGCAGCGUACAGGAUAUCCUGCGGCCGACCUUUCCGGGUAUGCUGAGACAUGUCGCCAAGAACUUCUUCCACAUGGUUUUUGUAGUGGAUCCUUUGGAAAAGAAUAGUAGAGAAUUGCUUAAAAUGGCCGAGGCGUUUUUAGUACAUAGUGCUCCAGUACGUAUUGGUGUGGUGCUUGUCGUGGACUCUGACAGAGAGGUGACAGGGUAUGACGACCCAGGAGUGGCAAUCUCUCGUGCGUUUGAUUACCUUAUAAGGGAAGAGAGUGCAGAUCGAGCCAUCGCCUUUAUCACUGACGUAUAUGAGAAAGCCCAGUCAAAGGAUCUAACGGCAGAUUUGGUAAUCAAAGAAUUCCAGCGUUCUUACUCCGACGCAGAUGAAGGAACAGUAUUUGGGGAGGACGACGACUACAAUAUUCUUAGAAAGGCCUCCAAUGACUUUGUGUCCAAGUCAGGUUUGAAAGAUUUCCCUCAGGUGUUGAUGAAUGGUGUUCCCAUGGACAAAAAACAUCUAACAGAGGAAACAUUUGAGGAGGGCGUGGUCUCCACCAUCCUUGCUCAAACUCCAGCCAUACAAAAGGCAGUGUACCAGGGCACUCUUCAUGAUUUUGUCAACAUGCAGGAAUGGUUAAUGGAGCGUGACAAUGUUCUCCCUCGCCUGAACUCCAGAGUCCUUACCCCAGCCAAGAAAUCUCUCGACUUCACUGUCAGACUAGAUGCUGAUGUGUACAAUGAUGUUCAUAAAUUUGAGGUACUAAACACCAAAGCAAUGACCUCUGUCAUGACCCAAAAUAUGAAAUAUCUGACAAGGAAAGAGGAGAACAUGCUCCGCCCAGUGACCAUGUGGGUGGUGUGUGACCUUGAGACCCCAGAAGGUCGUGAUCUGUUGUACUCUGCUCUUAAACAACUGAAACACACACAUGACCUGAGACUAGGCGUGAUUUUUAACAGUCCGCGGUGGAAGGAGGAUCAAUACUACACAAUCUCGAAAGCUGUAUACACUGCACUUACCACCCUUGAGCCAGGUCUAGCAAAGUCCUUCAUCACCAAACUAAUGAAGGAAGAAAAUGUGAAGGAUCUUCUGGCUGGAAACAAACAGCUCAGCGAUUUGGAGGUCAAUGGUAUGGACACAAUGUCCUAUAUGUUGGCUGUUGAAGUACAAAACACUGAUUUCCUCAAGGUUCAUAGAGCGUUUGUUGAGAAAGUCUUAGGCUGGGAACAGUCGGCUAGAGGAGUGCUGGCUAAUGGUCAAGUGCUGGGGCCCCUGGACAAGGGUGAACGAUUCCUACAGGAGGAUGUGGACCUGUUCCAGAAAUACAUCUUCCAGAAUUCUGCCAAGAAAAUCAAGGGUCUCCUGUAUACGUUAGGCCAUAAGGAUGAUAAGGGCAGUGACUUAGUGAUGAAGGUGUCCUCCCUCCUGAGUCAGUCUGGGUCCACUAAAGAGAGAAAGGAGGUCCAAUAUGCUGGUGAUCAACACAGUGUGAUAAAACUGCCAGGCAAUCCUGGUGCACCUGCUUACCAAUUAGAUGUUAUCAUUGAUCCAGCAUCAAGAGAAGCCCAGAAAAUGUCUGCCAUCCUCAUGAUUCUGAAAGAAGUCGCGAAUGUGGACCUGAGGAUAUAUAUGAAUUGUAAAGAUAAACUGUCUGAGUUACCUGUGAUAACGUUUUACCGAUAUGUGUUGGAGCCAUCCAUAACAUUUAAAGUAGACGGGUCAUAUUCGGAAGGCCCCAUGGCCAAAUUCACGGACAUGCCUACCAAGUCCCUGCUUACACUGGGAAUGAACCCCUCUGAAAGCUGGUUAGUCGAGGCAGUUACGGCCCCUUAUGAUCUUGACAACAUCUUGUUAGAGGAGACCAAGUCUGGAAUACACGCUGACUUUGACUUGGAGUACAUACUGUUGGAAGGUCAUUGUUCUGACAGUACGACAGGACAACCUCCUAGAGGACUUCAGUUUACACUGGGCCGUAACCAGACAGAGGCUGCUGUAGACACCAUCGUCAUGGCAAAUCUGGGCUACUUCCAGCUAAAGGCUAACCCUGGUACCUGGUUCCUGAAACUCCGAGAGGGACGGUCAUUGGAACUCUACGAUAUUGCAAGCCAUGAGUUCACAGACACACCUGCUGGAUCUGAUGAUGUUGUUGUAGUGAUGAACAGCUUCAAGAGUAAAAUUAUCAGAAUUAAAGUUGCUAAAAAGCCAGAGAAAAGUGAAGAACAGUUAUUGGUAGAUGAUCAGGAGCGAGGAAUAUGGGAGUCAAUUUCAAGCACACUGACGGGGGACAAAGCAGAGGAAGACGAUGACAAGACACUCAAUAUAUUUUCACUGGCCUCGGGACAUAUGUAUGAGAGGCUGAUGAGGAUCAUGAUGAUGAGUGUAUUGAAAAAUACAAAGUCGAAAGUGAAAUUUUGGUUUUUGAAAAAUUAUUUAUCACCAUCAUUUAAGGAUUUUAUACCAAAGAUGGCACAGGAGUAUAAUUUUGAAUUUGAAUUAGUACAGUACAAAUGGCCACGAUGGUUAAACCAACAAAAAGAAAAGCAAAGAAUUAUGUGGGGGUAUAAAAUUUUAUUUUUGGAUGUACUGUUUCCAUUGGACGUAAAGAAAAUUAUUUUUGUUGAUGCUGACCAGAUUGUACGAACAGAUCUACAGGAGCUGAAUGACCUUGACUUAGGAGGUGCUCCGUAUGGUUACACACCUUUUUGCAGCAGUCGUACUGAAAUGGAUGGAUUUAGAUUUUGGAAGUCUGGUUAUUGGGCCAGCCAUUUAGCUGGUAGAAAAUAUCACAUUAGUGCCUUAUACGUGGUAGAUUUGAAAAAGUUCAGGCGUAUUGCUGCAGGCGACCGUCUGCGCGGCCAGUACCAGGGGCUGAGUCAAGACCCUAACAGUUUAUCUAACCUUGAUCAGGAUCUCCCAAACAACAUGAUCCACCAGGUGGCCAUAAAAUCUCUGCCUCAGGAGUGGCUCUGGUGCGAAACCUGGUGCAGCAACGAGUCCAAGGCUAAAGCCAAAACUAUAGAUUUGUGCAAUAAUCCCCAGACCAAGGAACCAAAGUUAAAGGCAGCACUCCGUAUUGUACCAGAAUGGAAGAAUUAUGACUAUGAAAUAAAAAUAUUAUGGGACAAAGUUUACAAUACUAAUACAAGAUCUCAGAUAGAAUAUGACCCUCCAGAUAUAGAAACAGCAUCAAUAGGGUCAAAAAUUAAGGAUGAGUUAUAAUAUUUGGAGAAGUAACAGCAAUGAGGACAUAUGAAAUGUGUGUAAGAAUAUGUGCUUUAUGAGAUAAAUGCUUGUGUGUACAUGUUAAUGCUGAGAGUGUGAGGAGAGUGAAUAUGAAACAUGACGGUCUUAUUUCAAUUGAAGAAUAUCUUGAACUCAACUCCAAUACUUAGAAUAUGCCAUCUUAUACCAUCAACAUAAUCUUCAUAAAAAGUCUAGGCCCAGUCCAGUACUGACAUUUCCCCAGCCUAUAUCCCCUCUAUAGACUUUACAAAAUCUUCAUGCCCAGUCCAAUACUGUGUUAAUCUCCCAAUUUCAAUAGGCAAACUGUAUGCACGGGGUUAUUGUUGACAUCAGUGAGCCUUUGCAUAUAAAAUGUCAUAUAACAUUUAUUGGGUUGAAUUAUUUCUGCGUAUGAGGUUUAAAGUUUCCACACACCUAAAUUUCCACGCUUACAGAAUCUGAAAAAAGCAUUUACAAUGUAUUACUUUCUGAAAUUAAAAAACAUUCCAGUAUUGACCAUUUUCUGAAGUUGGUGCCCUCUAGGCUGGUCACAAAUAAAUCUUACUUCUGAAGUAAGUGCUCUCUGGGAUGACCAUAACCAAAUCUUACUUCUGAAGUACGUGCCUUCUGGGAUGACCAUAACCAAAUCUUACUUCUGAAGUAAGUGCCCUCUGGGAUGACCAUAACCAAAUCUUACAUCUGAAGUAAGUGCCCUCUGGGAUGACCAUAACCAAAUCUUACUUCUGAAGUAAGUGCCCUCUGGGAUGACCAUAACCAAAUCUUACUUCUGAAGUAAGUGCCCUCUGGGAUGACCAUAACCAAAUCUUACUUCUGAAGUAAGUGCCCUCUGGGAUGACCAUAACCAAAUCUUACUUUCUUAAGUUUGAUUGUUGCAAAAUGCCCUUAUCUAAUUGUGUUUACAAAAGUUUCAAGCGUCUUUGAAACUUUCGCUUUAAGUUUUCAGAGUUUAGUAUUGGCUUUGAUAUAACUUUGAAAUAACAAACUGGUCAGCAAUGUUACUCUGUGUGACCAUGGGAUGGUUUUCUAUAAUAAAGUAUUGGAGUCGGGUUCAACAUUAAGAUUAAUGGCCAUCAAAUUAUAUUCCAUUAUCAGUUAUGAAUAUUAAAUCUACAUGGACCAAUUUUUGUGGCUGAUAAAAAUUUGUCCUUUGUUUUCUGAUGUUCAAUAUCAAAUCCAUCAGUUACAUGUUUGUAAAAGGUACAUUGGCUGCUUAUGUUUACAAGUAUCAUCAAGAGUAGGAGUAUCAUUGACUUGUAGUCAUUGUCUUUUUCAGACAUGAUUUUGUUGACAAACAACCUCAAAAGAGUGCUGUGAAUAAUACUGAAUAUUUCUCAUGCUUGUAUAAAGUAUCUAUAUAUUUUGGAAUCUUCCUUAAUUCUAAGUUGAUCAGAUGAUCUCUAGAUUUUUUGGUUUACAUUUCUAAAUAUACCAUGGUCUUAAUAGAAUUAUAAAAUUCUGUCUUAAGCACUGAUUUUCACAAAGGGAUUGGUUUGGUGAUAGUCUACUUGUUGUGUAAAGUCGGUUGCUUGUUGUCAUGUGAUUGGCAGAUGCUUGAAUCCAGCACACUGGCAAAAUUCAUCAUAAUUGUAGGCUUUCAUCUGUAGCUGCAUAUUAGUCAAUGUCACCUGCUAUUUCAGCAUAUGCCAACAAUAUUUUUGUAUCUUUAUAGAUAAAGGUGAGGUCGUCAUUUACAUACAUUCGGUCUUUUCCGUAUAUGUACAGUGUAUUUGUGAACGUUUUCAUUGUACUUGUACAGGGCUUCAGGAUUUCAUUCUUCCUGGUAACAUAUUUUUACGAUACUAGGCCACUGUUGCUCAAAGUUUCGUUAGAGUUAACCAACAGUUUUUGACAACUUCAUAUUGUUUCCAUUAAAAAGGCAACAGAUUUGAAAGGCAAAAGAAACACUUGAAAUAUAUAAUAUUUCCAUGGGACUCAAUUUUUGUGUUUUUCACAAAAAUCUGUUGCAAAAAAAAAAUCUACAGCUUUGAAAUGAUAAAGAAUGUCCCUAGUUUUGUUUCAUGUAUUUUGUUUAAAGUUUUCACUAAAUAGAUUAUCUCUAACCAGCCUUUGAACAAACUGAUGCCAGAACUUGUGACCUCAUUUUGGAUCCAAUGUUGUUAUGUAUGUAAUAGAAAACUUGGUGGGUAGGUCUUUCUUCCAUUAAUUUGAUAUAGAUACGGUAGCAAAGACCGUAACAGAAUCCACUCACUUCAGCUAGUUAGGAAAAUAAUUGGAAUCGGGAUGUUUCAUCAUAGUACAUUUACAUGUAUUGAAUAAUAAAUAAUCGUGUUCUUAAUUGAUCUGGUGAACAAUUGUGAAAUAAAUGAUUAUGUCAGAAAUAAUUAUGGAUUAUUUUUGGUAUUUUUAAGUUGUUUUCAUAUUCAAUAUAAAUAUUCAUCAGAUUGUAUUUAUUGUCAUUCUAUUUGUCGU